AUGGAUCACCUCAAAAGCUUAAGAUCUAUACACCCCAAUGUGCAUCUUCUGAUAUCUGGAGACUUCAACGCUCCGGCAAUAGAUGAGCGUAGACACCACGCCCCGGAUAAUACAUUUUUGCUCGUGAACCAAACUGCAGAAAAGAAGACAAAUCCGGAACUGGGAAUAUUGGGCGCAAGCCUCAAACCCGAGUAUGACUUCAAGACUUCAAGACGAGAAGCAAAUGAGAUGUUGGAAUGCUCACUCGGUAAAAUCAGUAGCCUCCAGUCAACCAAGGGUCAUCGCCUGAACCGGUUUCUAUGCGAACCAAUCAAGCCAUGCGUGCUCUAUCGGCGGCAAGGAAUCGAUCCAGAACGUGUGCAUUACGAUCCUCGACUGUAUACGUGGGGUAUGCCAAUCGAGCAAGGCGCCGUACGGACCCCAUGUAGUCCAUCAAACUUUCCUCUUGUCGCUGCUGUCGCGUAUAAAACUCCUCCCGGUAUUCGAAUGCUGUUUUUGGUCCGGCUAGUCUCCGCCUCAGGGUCACCAGAAGAGUGUCCACCUCGUCUGGAAGAUCGAAGUCCAUUACUAACUNNNCGUCAUAUCUGA
Molecule: messenger RNA, 588 nt
Organism: Echinostoma caproni
Lineage: Eukaryota; Metazoa; Platyhelminthes; Trematoda; Plagiorchiida; Echinostomatidae
Source: the annotation of a GenBank genome assembly